CUGCACUAAAUUGCUGUAAGCUUCAUUCUCGUGUUAAUGCCCCUGUUUAAUGGGUUGAUAGAUGUCUGACGCAACAACCUAAUCCAGCGACAAACUUUCAAUACUGUAAGCUCCAACUAACUCCGUCAUCCAGUCUCCCUUUCAGGGCACCGAUGUUCAUGGUGCAGGGAGAAUAGACCUUCAACGGCACCGAUCGUGAUGUUUGAUCCAUCCUCAACCUGAGUGUGUCACGGAGACCUUGAAAAGAUGGUUUGGAAACUCUUGCAGCGCGUACGGGGAAAUGGUGUCAGCGCUUAAGGACGAUUGCCACCACGCCUUGCCUGUGCCGUCUGCAGCCAUCUCGUGCACUCUCCAGGUCAAGGGUACACCUCGGCACCCAUCUCGCAAUGUUGCCGGGCAUGCUCCCUUCACAAGCGGAGGACAACGACUGCUUGGAGUUUAUGAAAUAGCGUAGAAAAGUAUCGUAAAUGCAAUAUACUUUUUUAACUGUCUUCUUCCUCGUACUCAGGAGCUUAUCGGGGACAUACCGUGCUCUGGGACACAUCACCGCAAUGAAUUUCAAUCAUCGGAUGGUCAUGGAAUUGUAGGCAUGGAUUUUUCGCGCUAGAAGAGCUCGAUAUAGUUUAUGAGACCUCAAACUCAUUUGCCAAACUCGGGCAACUUAGGAUUUUGUCAAACCUCAUCGGAACACAGUGGAGUAAAUCCUUUUUUGCAUAUAUUGCUCCGGUUCACAUUAUUAACCCGACGCAGUAACUGUCAGCACAUUCACAGUUGUUGAGAGGUCUGUUUUUAUAGCCUCUCUAAUAUAUUUGCCUAGCCAAUGGAAGAGGUUGAAAAUUUCACUCACUAGCAUCCCGUCUUCAAAGGUGACGCGCGCUUGCACACCACAUAAGUAAAAUUUCUGUGGUAGUUUUAUUUAAUUUUAUUGGAGCUGUAACCUCAUGAAUAAUACUCGUAGUAAAUGACCAGCCUACGUCUUCGCAUGAGUCACUAGUGCAUGCGGCAGGAUGGCACACAGAAUUCAUCUCCAGGCAGUUGGCUGAAUCUUGAUUUGUUCAGCCCGUCAUCGAAGAGAGGAUCUCCCAAGAAUCAGAAUUAACCUGAUCUUUAGUGUUGCUUUUGAAGACAGUCGAAGGUGCGUUUCAUCAUCAGUUGCUCAUUGGACAUGCAUAUGGCCUCCCUUCUCAAACCUGUGUCCCAGUCCGAACCGUCAACCUGAGCCUCCGAAAAGCGCCAUGUACGAUGGAAGUACGUUGUGAAGAGAGGUAAAUCAUAUGACACUAGGGACACCCACCACUCAGGUGCAUCGAAUCCAUCCUGCAAGUGGGCAUUUCAUUCCAGGUUGUCGUCACAGGAGAACAUCAUCGAUUCUCUGUAAGCAUCAUUUCUUUGCACACCUGCUGCUUGAUGUGAUUGACAACUCUACAAAUAGUGUCAUCUCAAUCGAAGGUUCUCUGCAUCUCAAGCUUCUGCACAAGGUCAUUGAGGCCUAGUCUCCACGACCGGUUACACACAUUCGAAGUGUAUAGAAGGGUGCAACAGGAGUCUCCACCGGGUGCUUCCAGAUGAAAGGGAAUGAAGUUGCAGUGAUCAGCAUGAGUCCUUCGAAAAUGUGUAUCGAAGACAGUCGUGUUGAUUAUUACUCCAUGAUGGUCUUGUAGUGACCGUAAGCCGCCAUGACAUACCGACGGAGAGUUUUAUGUCUGUUGUAUGUUUUGGCGGUCGUCCCCAGCUGCGUCAGAGUGAGAUCAUGGCAAGAGACUGAAGAAAUCACAAUGUCGAGACUGGGCAAACGCUCAUCGGGGUUUGCUUUCACGUCCUCCGAAGCCCACAAAGCGCCCCACGCGAAGAAACCGCACGAAAAGAAAGUGCCGCAUCAUAAGAGAGAUGCAGGCUGGGUUGAGGGUGCUCCGGGACCCUCCAGUCAUGAAGGCAAGGCGUGCAUGGGCGAAGGAUGCACCUACGACGUGAUGGCUUUCAAUGCGGUUGGCGAUGGUAUAACGGAUGACACCAAGGCAUUUCAGGCGACAUGGAGGGCAGCUUGUCAGUCAGAAUCUUCUGUGAUGGUCGUGCCAGCAUACUACGUCUUCGUGGUUGGUCAGAUCACCUUCAAAGGGCCCUGCAAACACAACCUCACAUUCCAGAUUGAGGGUGUGAUUAUACCGCCCACCGAUCUUGCCGUCUGGAACAAGCUGUCAAACAAAGUGCAAUGGAUUGGGUUCUACAAGCAAGUUGGCAUGAUGCUCCGAGGCUCUGGAGCAAUAAAUGGACUGGGCGAAGUUUGGUGGAGUCAACCUUGCAAGGCUGCAGAUCACGGGAGACAACGCUGUGCGAGCCCAACGGCAUUGAAGUUCUAUGGAUGCAUUAAUGUAAGCGUGCGCGAUAUUACCAUCCAGGACAGCCCGCAAAUGCAUCUGAAAUUUGACAACUGCCAGCAAGUUGAGGUCUUCAACGUUUCCAUUCUGUCCCCAGGGUGGAGUCCUAACACAGACGGCAUUCAUCUGCAGAACACGGGGUAUGCUCUCCUUCAGAACCUCGUCAUCGCAGCAGGGGACGAUUGUAUAUCGCUGCAAACUGGAACAACAGAUGUGACGAUUCGUGACGUUGUUUGCGGCCCUGGCCAUGGAAUCAGCAUAGGAGGGCUUGGACAAGGUGGAAGCCAAGCAUGCGUCUCCAACAUCACUGUCCAGGACGUCCUUAUUAAAGACACGCAAAACGGCGUCCGAAUAAAAACUUGGCAGGGGGGCUCAGGCGUGGUCCAACACGUAACAUUCGACACGGUGACGGUCGUCAACGUACAAAACCCUAUUGUAAUCAACCAAUUCUACUGCGACGCCAAGGAGUGCCAAAACGAUACGGCAGCGGUGCUCAUCAGCGACAUAGCGUACAGUAACAUCCGGGGCACGUACGAUCAGGCUCGAUGCCACGCUCCAGUGUACUUCGCAUGCAGCGACACGGUUCCUUGCCGAAACAUCAAGGUCGACAACGUGGAGCUGCUGCCGGCGCAAGCGAAUUUCUUCACGUCGCGGCCUUUCUGUUGGAAUUCCUACGGCGCCUCGGAUCCAUUGUGCUACCCUCCCUUGUGCCUCAUUGACGACCCUUUCGUAGAGGAGUCUGAUGACUACUUCUGCUGAAACCCUGAAACCAUCGCCGCUGCAGCCUCGACAAAUCCCGUUCAAAUACUUGAACCAUCGAAAUUUGCCCUAAAAAUCGUUCAUCAUCCUCCGCCAGGACGAAUACGCACCCCCAUUCUAUAAAUACAUAAAUAAAUACAUAAAUAAAUGUACUUAUCUGAAUAUACUUAUUUGAAAAUGAGUAAAUGUUAUGUUAAUAUUUAUUAGUGUAUGAUAUGGAUAUUCAUGGUAAAACUAUCAUGUGAGUGUAUGUAGAUCUUAACUAUUACUAUGAUAUGGGUAUUCAUGGUGAUAGUAUUACCAUGAAAAUAUAUAUCUUGGUAAUAAUAUGAAUGUCCAUAUUGUUGUUUUAAAGUGUAAUUUAAUACGUAUU
Messenger RNA from Physcomitrium patens, 3507 nucleotides. Its product is annotated as polygalacturonase At1g48100. Gene Ontology annotation, biological process: carbohydrate metabolic process. The record is from RefSeq and is a predicted model, not a curated record. Lineage: Eukaryota; Viridiplantae; Streptophyta; Bryopsida; Funariales; Funariaceae. Gene Ontology annotation, molecular function: polygalacturonase activity.